AUGAUAAAGUUAUGUACUUUCCUAUCGUUGUUCCUUAUAUUUUUUUUUUUGAAUUUGAAUGCGAUAAAUGGUUCUGGUAAUACAGAUGAAAUAGCACUAGACCUAAUAGAUGUAGACACUAUUUUAAAUGGAACGGUUCCUGAUGGAGAUAUGUUACAUGAGAAAAUUGAAUAUGAUAAUUACCGGAUUCCAAACCUAUGUCACUAUAAUCCGCGCUUCAAGGAACCACGAUUUAUAGAAGAUAACAAAGACUAUUUAUAUAACAAAAUUGGAGAGAUUAGUAAUUCAUUUUCUACUAAUUUGAACAAGUAUACAACAUGCAUGCACGAAUUAUAUGGUUUAUAUAAUGAGAGUAUUGAUGUAAGCAUGGACAAUUUUAGAAAUGGUUAUAUAUUUAUGCAGAUACAUUUUUCAAAACAUGAAAAUAAGGAUACUAAUGUUAAAUUAAUGGUUGAUAUAUAUGGAAGUGUAGAUAAAAUACAUUCAGAUGGGAUUGAAUUAGCACAAGGGUCGUUUGAAGCCCAACUGAAUCAAUGUGAGUUGAUCCAAAAUAAAAUUACCGCUCCUGUUACUGAUGCGAUUUUCAUUAUUGACGGUAAUACCCCAGCUGAAGAAAAUAAUAAUGCAUCUACGGAUAAUAAUACUAAUUUACAGAGCGGAAAUAGUCAUAAUAACUUAAACGAUUUGUCUAAAAUAUAUGAAUCAAUUGUGGAAAGUGGAAUUGAUAUUAAAGAACAUUUUAUUACAGUAGAUAAAAUAAGCGAAGAUAUAUUCAAGGUUAAUAAAUUAGAAAAAUUCUUGACUAAUUGUAUGGUAAUUGUAAAUAUUAAUGGUCUACAUGGUAAUAAGGAUGCAUUAAAAAAACACAUACGUCAAAUGAAAGACAGAAUAUAUCGCGAAAAAAUAUUUAUUGAUUUUAAGCAAAGUAUAGUUAAGAAAGAUCUAGAAGAAUGCACAAAAAACUACACAUUGUUAAUGUCUAAUAGUAUAGCCUCUAAAUUAAUGUUUGUUUUUGUAUUUAUAGCAAUUAUCAUUUAUAGUUUGUAA
Messenger RNA from Plasmodium yoelii, 1047 nucleotides. Its product is annotated as secreted ookinete protein 25, putative. The transcript has a single exon. The coding region runs from base 1 to 1047 and encodes 348 amino acids. The record is from RefSeq and is a predicted model, not a curated record. Lineage: Eukaryota; Apicomplexa; Aconoidasida; Haemosporida; Plasmodiidae.